GCUUCCGGGUGCGAUGGACCCCGAGUUCGACGAUGUGGUGGCGGUGGAGGAUCUGAUGGCUCUGGAGCGGCGCUACGCGGCGGAGCGGCAGCAGGGGGCGCUGUCCCGGCAGUGCCGGUUCGAGUACGGCUGGGGGCUGGUGCGGAGCCGCUACCGGGAGGACAUCGCCCGCGGGGUGGCGCUGCUGGGCGAGCUGCUGCCCGAGACCCCCCCCGAGGAGCAGCGCGACGUCCUGUUCUACCUGGCCCUGGGCAACUACCGGCUCAAGGAGUACGAGCGCUCCCUGGAACACCUGGAGCGGCUCCUGGCCGCAGAGCCCCAGAACCCGCAGGUGCUGCGGCUGCGGAGCCGCGUGAGGAGCCAGCUCAGACGAGACGGGCUGGUGGGCGCGGCCAUUGUUGGGGGUGUGGUCAUGGGCGUGGCCGGGCUCUUGGGCGUGGCCAUCUCCCGCGCCCGGCACUGACCACGCCCACCUCGAGGGGGGAGGGGGCUGCGCUGUGACGUCAUGGUGGGAGGAUGAGGGCGGCCCGCGUUGUGACGUCAGCAUGCAGCGGAGUGACGUCACGGCGCGGAGUGAAUCGCGAUGACGUCACUGAGGUCGCCGCUCUCCCCCCUCCCCUCCCCCCCCCCCCCAGUGCCUUGGGGACAUCCCCGGGUGUCCCCCCCCCGCCCCUCCCCCACCCCGCACUGCCCCCUCCCCCACCCCGCUG
Messenger RNA from Cinclus cinclus, 710 nucleotides. It is a transcript of the gene FIS1, whose product is annotated as fission, mitochondrial 1. Gene Ontology annotation, cellular component: mitochondrial outer membrane; peroxisomal membrane. Gene Ontology annotation, molecular function: protein binding. Gene Ontology annotation, biological process: autophagy of mitochondrion; peroxisome fission; mitochondrial fission. Bases 14 to 463 code for a protein of 149 amino acids. NCBI's taxonomy places the organism in Eukaryota, Metazoa, Chordata, Aves, Passeriformes, Cinclidae. The record is from RefSeq and is a predicted model, not a curated record. The transcript has 5 exons.